AUGAUCGAAUUAUUAUACUACUGCUGUCCAUAUGUGCCAUUUCUGAUCGAUUUGGCUGUGUUGAUACCAUUUUGGCGUCUUGUGGCCAUCGUCGAUACUAAUGACUACAUGACUGUCUACAUGAUUGCCGUCAAUAUUCCCUAUACAAUACGUCUUGUACCGCAGUACAUCAACAUUCUGGCGCCAACACCUCCAUCACGACCACCAGACAUACCGUUGCAGCAAAAGAAUGAUACCCACCCACAUGCAGUUAACCUUCCGUUUGUCGAAACUCCAACUCAGCUGUUUUUCACAAUGAUGUCGGCUUUUAUGGUGAUCACUAUAUGUUAUGGAGCUUUCAACGUGUUCAUUUGCAUGCUGCAGGAGAUUCGCCGUGGGAAAACUACAAAAUGCAAUACAUGGGCACCUAUUAUCGUGAUGAUGGCAAUCACUCAGGGAGUGCUGAUCACCAUCUACAAGUUCCAUUACCUCUCCGAGUCAAUGAUUCUUUUCUUGGUGGUCUAUUACGUUGCAGUCUCUGUCAUCAUGGCGGUAGUGGUAGCCGUAUUCCUUCAUCGCCCACGUCCAAACGACAACACCUGGGUGAAACGUCGGCAACCAAUGAAAUCGAAAUUCAGUCGUUUCCUUCUCUUCUGUCUUAUCGCAGUACUCCCUUCAAUGCUGCAUACACAUCACCUGAGCGCUAAACUAAUGGAUUGGUACUUUGGUGGUGUCGAGGUUUUGACGGCCAUCUAUACUUUCACCGACUACAUGCUUCAUCCAUGGAUUUUCAACAUCGCCGGAAUGCUGUUAUUGGAGCCGUUCAGGUAA
Molecule: messenger RNA, 810 nt
Organism: Cooperia oncophora
Lineage: Eukaryota; Metazoa; Nematoda; Chromadorea; Rhabditida; Trichostrongylidae
Source: the annotation of a GenBank genome assembly